This is a messenger RNA of Monoraphidium neglectum, 927 nucleotides long. RefSeq names its product GCN5-related N-acetyltransferase. The transcript is spliced from 7 exons. Bases 1 to 927 code for a protein of 308 amino acids. Gene Ontology annotation, molecular function: acyltransferase activity, transferring groups other than amino-acyl groups. The record is from RefSeq and is a predicted model, not a curated record. NCBI's taxonomy places the organism in Eukaryota, Viridiplantae, Chlorophyta, Chlorophyceae, Sphaeropleales, Selenastraceae.
AUGGCGCACGAGACAGAGGGCCUGGACCUGCCGCCAGCCACCAUCCGCAAAGGCGUACAGGCGGUGCUUGAGGGCACACACGGCGCUCAGGCCCGUUACUACAUCCUGACUCACCCUGGUGACGGCACAGUGCUGGCGCAGCUGAUGAUCACUUUUGAGUGGUCUGACUGGCGUGCCGCCCAGGUGUGGUGGGUUCAGAGCGUGUAUGUCCCACAAGCGCACCGCCGCAAGGGCUACUACCGGCGGCUGUAUGAGUUGGUGCGGGAAGAGGCGCGCAAGGCGGGGGCUGCGGGGGACGAGACCUCCUCAAAUCCAAUCCCCAAGAGGCCGAAAGACUGCCCGCCCUGCAACACGUACUGCAAAACGGAGGGCCUGCAGCCGCUCUGCAUCAACCGCAGCAACCGCGACUUUGCGGGCCCCUGCCACGCCGUGCGCAUCCGCGACGCCGCGCUCUACGAGGCCCAGCCCAGUCCACCCCGCCCCAGCCAACCCCCUGCCAUCCCCGUCACCAACAUCGCUCAGGAGCGCGCGACGCCGCUGAACCUGCGGGAGGCGCGGCGCUACACCGCCGAGAUGCUGUUUCGCUUCCCGCAGCCCUCCUUCGAGCAGUUCAAUGCAAUGCAGGCCGGCGACGAGAUCGUGAAGGCCAACGCCGCCGCCCGCAUCGUUGCGGAGUUCAGGCGCAUCGUCGGCGGCAGGCUGGGCGCCCGCAGCGCGGCGCCCCACUGCCGGGACCCCAAGGCCGCCGGGGAGGCGCUGCUGGUCGCCUUCGCGUGCGCGCAGGCCGCGGCGUUUGCACUCGUGCUGCUGACGAGCGCGGGGGACGUGGUCAGGGGCCAGGAGCCGGAGGGGGUGCCGCUGCUGCAGCGGGAGCUGCUGCUGCGGCUGGGAGGGUCGCCUCCGCCUUUGCCCACACUGCGGCGCUGA